AUGUCGAACACGACACACUGGACAAUUUUAACUCUGCUUGCUGCUUACGUGGUCGUCUGCUCGGCAGAAAGCCGCGAUGACUGGUGGCAAGGAGCUCAGGAGACACUGGCCAAAGCGCUUAACGUCAAACCGAACACGAAUGUAGCGAAGAAUGUGAUUUUAUUCCUUGGUGACGGAAUGGACAUAGUCACGAUCACCGCUGGGCGCAUUUACAAGGGACAGAAGCGAGGCAAGACUGGAGAGGAGACAGUCACCGUGAUGGAGUCGUUUCCCUUUGCAGAGACGUACAACGACGACCGCCAAGUGCCCGACUCCGCUGGAACAGCUACCGCCUACCUUUGCGGGGUCAAGGCCAACUUUGGAACUGUGGGUCUUGACAGUAGCGUACCGCGUUCUGAUUGUGCCAAACAAUUGGAGGGUUCUGGUCAUGUAACCUCUGUAUUAAAGUGGUCCAAGGAUGAAGGAAAAUCCGUUGGCAUAGUAAGCACUACCCGCUUAACACACGCCACCCCAGCUGCCACAUACGCCCACAGUGCAAAUAGGAACUGGGAAAGUACCUGGGACCUACAAGAAGCCAAUGUCACCAAGUGCCCGGAUAUUGCGUCUCAGCUCUUCGAUAAUAUUGAUAUUGAUGUGAUGAUGGGUGGGGGGAGACGAAAUAUUCUUCUAAACACGACAAAAGACCCUAAAACAGGAAAGAUUGAUAAAAGACACAGAACAGACGGCCGAGAUCUCAUAGAGGUUUCUUGUCGAAUCUGUUCUAAACGUUACUUUCGGAUCGGCAGGAAACUUGCCAUGUUGACAAGAAGUGACCAUGAAGUUUUCAUAGUUUAUGUGAAUCAGAUCCAAGAAUUGGUUGCAGAUUUUGUCCCACAACAACAAACUGGACAGAUUAUAGGAGGCCGGAUAGAUCACGCGCACCAUGAAAACAACGCCAUCAGAGCUUUAGAAGACUUUGUUGCGUUCGAGAAGGCCAUUUCCGUUGCCGUGGAGAUGACCAAUGAAAAAGACACUCUCAUCGUAGUUACUGCGGACCACGGCCACGCAUUUAGUAUUAAUGGACACCCAUCACGUGGAAACAACAUCCUGGGUAUAGUCGACAGGUCAGAUUAUCACCACGUACCCAUUGACGAGAUGCCAUUUGAGACUUUGUCGUAUGGAAGCGGCCCGGGACCGCUACGGGGAAACCUAACAGGUGUUAAAACAGAUGCUCGGGACUAUCAACAGUACAACUCUGUCCAGAUGUUGUCGGGGGUUCAUGGCGGCCAGGAUGUCGCCAUCUUUGCCCGCGGUCCCAUGUCGCACCUGUUCCACUCCGUGCACGAGCAGAACUACAUCGCCCACGUCAUGGCCUACGCGUCUUGCGUGGGCAGCAACAAGAAACACUGCAACAGUGUCAACACGCCACAAGGCGGAUCCAACGUCAGAGUCGGGGCGGUGACAUUGGCGGUGUGCUUUCUGGCGGUAUAUAGGAAUGCCAACAUAGAUUAAUGAAUUUUUAUAUAUUAGCUUCAUGUUUAAAAUUCGUCAUACAAUUAUUACACAGAGAACGUGUCAUACGAUUGUUACAUAUAGAUGGUGUCAUAGUCAUACGAUGAUUACAUAGAGAGUGUGUCAUACGAUUAUUAUGCAGAUAGGGUGUCACACGAUUACUACAUAGAGAGUGUGUCAUACGAUUAUUAUGCAGAUAGGGUGUCACACGAUUACUACAUAGAGAGUGUGUCAUACGAUUAUUAUGCAGAUAGGGUGUCACACGAUUAUUACAUAGAGAGUGUGUCAUACGAUUAUUAUGCAGAUAGGGUGUCACACGAUUACUAC
Gigantopelta aegis is the source of this 1818-nucleotide messenger RNA. RefSeq names its product alkaline phosphatase, tissue-nonspecific isozyme-like. The transcript has 10 exons. Lineage: Eukaryota; Metazoa; Mollusca; Gastropoda; Neomphalida; Peltospiridae. Gene Ontology annotation, molecular function: alkaline phosphatase activity. The coding region runs from base 1 to 1491 and encodes 496 amino acids. Gene Ontology annotation, biological process: dephosphorylation. The record is from RefSeq and is a predicted model, not a curated record.